Messenger RNA from Podarcis muralis (Common wall lizard), 670 nucleotides. The record is from RefSeq and is a predicted model, not a curated record. Lineage: Eukaryota; Metazoa; Chordata; Lepidosauria; Squamata; Lacertidae.
GGAAAUAUGGACAAAUCUGAAGUUGUUUAUUUGGCCAGAAACCCAAAGGAUGUUUUUGUUUCCUAUUAUCAUUUUGCCAAAGCUGCAUGCGCACUAGAAAAAGUAGAAGACUUUGUAAUUUUCAUGGAGAGGUUUUUGGCUGGAAAGGUAUUUGCAAGUUCAUGGCUGGACCACCUGGAAGGCUGGUACGCUCACAGAGAUGACUUCAAUAUUCUAUUUCUUACCUAUGAGGAAAUGAGUAAGGAUCUGAGAAGCUGUGUAUUGAAAUUAUGCAACUUCCUGGGAAAGAGACUGACGGAAAAGGAGGUGGAUGCUGUUGUGGAUCAGGCUACAUUUAAUAAAAUGAAAGCAGAUCCCAGGGCAAACUAUGAGUUCUUGCCACCGGAUCUCAUGGACCACAGCAAAGGACAUUUUCUUCAGAAAGGCACUGUUGGAGACUGGAAGAACAUGAUGACAGUCGCACAAAGUGAAAGGUUUGACAGUGUUUUUAAGGAGAGAAUGGAAAAGCUGCCCUUCAAGUUCUGCUGGGACAUCCAUGAUGAAUUAUGAGUCUCCUUCCAGCUUGAAAGAAGAAAAUUGUAUACAGUGUGGGACACGACUAAUCCAUAGCUUUUGUCAAUGGAGAGGAUAAAAAACCCACUUAAAACAUUCUUUGUGCAUCACAAUAUGC